AAUGUCAUUGUGAGACUGAAGUCCGAGAAGAGUGUUUGAUUCAUUCGCAUAAAACGUAAAUUAUGUCAAUACUGUUGCUGAAAAGGCUAAAAGUGAGAGUGAAUGCCAUCGAGACUGCCUUCGCCAUGGGCUGCCUGAAGUGGUACUCCCGGAAAAGUGAUCCCAAGAACAUUGAUUCCUCCUACAAAAUAGUGAAAAUCCGUGACUUUCAAGACGACGGUGGCCCCCUUGGCGGCGAGGGAGGCUCGCUGGCGCUCUUCUCGCCCAGUCGCUUCUAUCUGCCCGGAUCGCUGGGCCCCGCUUGGCUGACGCAAUCCACCACGAUCUCGUCGAAUGUCACCCUUGAGGAUCUCGUGGACUUUGACGCCAAGUCCCCACUCAAGUUCCACGUCACGUGCCAGAGAUGUCCGCUCCUGAUCCGCAACACCCUCAAGGAGCUCUUUCCCACCGCGCCUGAGGUCGCCUCGCCCAGUGAAAUCACCCUCGUGACCCUCGCCUCCCCGGUGGAGACGGAGAAGAGCGCCAAAGACUUCGUCCUCGCGGCCAGAGAGAUUUGCAGUCGCUUGAGACACUGCGGUUACUGGGGAGACUUCAUAAAUCCCUUCAGCGGGAAGCCCUUCUAUUCCUACACUGGCGGCAGCGAUCUGUACACCAUUGACGAGAGAUUCCGCGGAUUCGGGAUGAAGAUUGAGGACGCCAAUCAGUGCAGAGUCAUCAGUGCGGACAGCGAACCAACAUUUUCCGCCAAUGUGUUCACAAACGCCCCGGCCAAUCUGGAUGUCGUUCGCAGUCUCCUCGAGGAAUAGCCCAUAUCUCAAAUUGCCUCAAUAAGUCAAUGUACAAGAAUUUGUAGAUAAAUUGUAUAAAUUAUUCUCAUAAGAAAUUCGCAGAAAUUC
Phlebotomus argentipes is the source of this 896-nucleotide messenger RNA. Its product is annotated as cobalamin trafficking protein CblD-like. Gene Ontology annotation, cellular component: mitochondrion. Bases 63 to 806 code for a protein of 247 amino acids. The transcript is spliced from 3 exons. The record is from RefSeq and is a predicted model, not a curated record. Gene Ontology annotation, biological process: cobalamin metabolic process. Lineage: Eukaryota; Metazoa; Arthropoda; Insecta; Diptera; Psychodidae.